This is a messenger RNA of Stylonychia lemnae, 1851 nucleotides long. The record is from the annotation of a GenBank genome assembly. Lineage: Eukaryota; Ciliophora; Spirotrichea; Sporadotrichida; Oxytrichidae.
AUGUGGUUUUCCUGUCGAUCACACGUGUUGCAAUAUCUUUCCUUAGCUAUAAUCUUAAGCUGCUUCCUUACUUAAGCUUAGAAAUUUCCAAACCUUGAUUUAAGAUAAAAUAAGGUUAUCGAUGAAAGCCCUGGAAAUUUUAGAGGUUGCAGUGCUGAUUUACCCAAUUUAUCUGUAGGAGAUCAAAAUCUUACUCAGUCGAAUUUCGAAAAGUUCAAGAAGGCAAACAAUCUGUUUGUAUUGGGACUUUCAGAUAGUGGUUGCCCGUAAUGCUGCACAAGUGAAGAACUUCUGCUUUCUUUGCAAUAAGAUUUUUCUACAUCUAAGUAUCUAAACAAGAAGAAUAAGAUCAAGAUUGCUAGAUUAGACAUUUCUAAGAAAUACGACUUCAUUGAGAAAGAAGGAAUCAUGACUUAGUCAUCACCCUCAAUGUUUGUAUACUUCGAUGGAUAGUACUACAUAUUCGAGGGAAAUGUCUAGUCCAAAGUAGAGUUCUUACAUUUUAUGAAUAAAAUCAUCAAUCCAUUAAUCACUCUUAAAACAGAUGAAGACGUCUAGAAAUUUCUCAAUUAAAAUGAGGAAUUCUAAGAAAACACAAAAUUUUUUGAUAAAAAUUACUUAGCUCUUGGAGAUGUUUUUAAGAAUCGAAAAACUAAAACUAGAGUCAUAGCUUUCAUUUAUGAUAAAGAAGACUAUACUGAUGAACUUAAGAAUCUUAGAUAGACUGGUAGAUUCUCUGCUAAAAGAGAUGAAUUAAGAAUUGCUUUAGUCCCUGAUAAAAAGAUUAUUAAAAAAUACAAGGCUAAGUAUGGCACAUUAUGGUUCCCUGAAGGCACAUACAGUACAAUAAUGUUGAAAAGAUAUGAUGGCUAGACAUUUUACUCAGAUUUGUUAGGUGAUGGAAGUGGAAUAUUAAGCUAUCAAUAUUGGAUAAACAAGAAAAGUAUUAAUCUUGUUGAAGAAACAAACACUGAUACCUUUAGAGUUUUUGAGAUGAUCAGGCAACCAAUCUUGGUUGCAUUUGUUGAUAUGAAAUCUAAAGAUAAGAAAGUAUUCAAAGAAUCAAUAAAUCUUGUCGAUAAUGUAUUGAAGGAAGUAGCACCAGCAUUUUUCCAUGGCCUUAUUAUUUCUUAUGCAGAUAACACUCUAUACCAUAAGCAUCGUAAGCUAUUAGGAAUCACACAUGAUAAAAUACCUGCUAUAUCGAUUAACAAUAAUGAGCAAAAAGUAGUACCAUACCCAGAAGAUCAACUAUUUACAGUAGAAUUAAUGAAGAAAUGGCUAAGCAAGUUCGUGAAAGGGCAGCUAGAAACUAAAGAUAGCGGAUUCGGUUCAAUUAUUGAUGCAGAAAUAAAGUAUAUGAUGCCAGAUUGCUUGAUGAUAACUAGACAUACCUUUGUUGAUAAAGUUUUUGAAGAAGGUAAAGAUGCAAUAGUAUUCCUCUAUACAAGUUCUGUUGAGGAUGAGACUCAGAGGAUGGUCGCUGGAAAAUUCAAUGAAGCUGCAUAAAAAUUCAAAUAAAUGAAGAUAAACUCAGUUACAUUCUAUGCCUAUGAUGUGAAUGUUGAAAACUAGCCACCAAGAAUUGAGCAGCAAGAAGUACCUAUCAUUUAUUUCUUCCCAGCUUACCACAAAAAUCCACCGUAUUCUAAAUAUCUAGGACAAGCUAAAGCCUCUGAAAUAGCAGAAUUCAUAAAGAAAAAGGCAGAUAUAAAGUUUGAAAUGACUAUUGAUCUUGCAUAAUAGGAGUAAUUCUAAGAAAUGAGGAUUAAAUCAAUGAUGGAAGAACAGGAAAGAAAGAACUCAAUGAAAAUGAUUGAGGACGAACUUAAGAGAAGAGGUGAACUGUGA